GCGGACUGUGAUGGCAAAUACAGCACAACAUCACUCUCGUCUAACCGUGACGACUAUGGCCACAGUCCUCCCUAUAUUCUUUAUAUUUGCCAUCGUCGUGGCGCUCAUGACCUCCGCUGCUCUCUUCACGCCGAAGGGUCCCCAACAAGUGGUAGUCCGAACUGCGAUCAUGUUAACAUUGGCCUGUUGCUUCCUCUUGUGGAUGGUGACAUACUUGGCCCAACUCCAUCCUCUCAUUCAACCUCAACGCUCCCUGAAAGUGGAAGGGUAAGCCGGCUGGUGCAAGAGCUGUCGCAGAUUCCCUUUACCUUACGGACUAUAUCCCAGCAUGUUGUAUCUAAUUCAAACGCAUUCUCAUUGUUGAGGUCUUGAAUAGUCGAUGUCGAUGACCAGCAUCUUCAGUCUGCGUGAUACAAGCCCGAUGGCAUGACUCUCUGAAAACGUUUUCUGGGGAUCUCUUGUACCAGACCCACGU
Messenger RNA from Mycena citricolor, 475 nucleotides. The record is from the annotation of a GenBank genome assembly. NCBI's taxonomy places the organism in Eukaryota, Fungi, Basidiomycota, Agaricomycetes, Agaricales, Mycenaceae.